This is a messenger RNA of Solea senegalensis (Senegalese sole), 1201 nucleotides long. RefSeq lists its product as uncharacterized. NCBI's taxonomy places the organism in Eukaryota, Metazoa, Chordata, Actinopteri, Pleuronectiformes, Soleidae. Gene Ontology annotation, molecular function: DNA binding. Bases 86 to 1138 code for a protein of 350 amino acids. The record is from RefSeq and is a predicted model, not a curated record. The transcript has 7 exons.
AGAGGAAGAGGAGGCGGACACAGCCUAUGAGGAGGAGAGUGAGCAGUCACGUUGGACACGUGAACAACAUAAACUGUUCCGUGCUAUGCGGCCAUAUUUCUCUGGCCGAAGCAGGGGCUCGUUAAUUCGGGCCAUUGAGUUUGGCACCUCCAUGAAUGCAUACAUGGAGGAGUAUGCUCAAUUUACAUACUGCCCCGAGGGAACGAAAAAAAUGAGGGAGAAUGCUCAGACGAAGGUCAGCCGGGCCAAGGUCUUUGUAAAAUAUCUUUGCCUCGGCUGCCCUUCCCUGACGCUUUGGGACUGGACAUUUUUGUUCAACGUCCCCCUCCUGAAGUUUUACCCUGCUCUCCUGCGCAAUGUUGGCCUGGCCCCAACGACAGUUGCGCUGUAUGUGGGCCAGGCCAUCUCGUUCCUCGAACACCUGAGGGACACACUGCCAAAGUACUCCCGCCUGAAAAGUUCCCAGGUCAAUGUCCUCGUGAGGGAGUUGCGAAAGGUUUACAGAGACAUUGGGAGGAAACUCCUUGGACACCAGUCGCUUGUUAAACAGGACAAGCAGCAGCGGCUGGUGUCCAAGGAGGACCUGGCCCAGUGUCAGGCCUUGGCCAGGGCGAAAAUGCCUGAAUUGCAUAAGGACAUGAGAAAGGCGCCAGCCAGAGACCCCAGGACCCGCUACAGGUUCUUUGGCUACCUGGCGGCCUACCUUUUGUGUAUAUAUGGCCACAGGUCAGGAGUGCUCACGAAAAUUAAAGUAAAAGAGGUCAAGGACGCCUUGGGAGACGAAAGGGCGGGCUACCUGGUGAAUGUGAUGGAGCACAAAACUGUUAGAAAAUUUGGCAUGGCGCAGAUUUAUCUAACAAGUGAAGAAUAUGGGUGGUGCACCGAGUGGCUCCGCUUCCGACAGCGGGCGGUCCCCACAAACCAUUACUUUUUCUCCGCCCUUGGCCGCGGCGAGGCCAAGGAUCUGGUCAAGUAUUUCCGGAAGGCCUGGAAAGAGAUGGGCUUGAGGGGAUCGCCCACCCUCAUGGACAUCAGGUCGGCGGUGGCUACCUAUAAUUUCGAAUCCAACGAUUCAGAGGUACGCCAGCAUGUGGCAACGUUCAUGUGCCGUGAUGUUAGGACACAAGAACGCUUCUAAUCCCUCCACAUCACCUUGACCCGAGCGAAGCAGAUGAGGGAGCUCUUUGUGUGCAUGUCACUA